AUGCCGCUCAUAGAGCCUAGUGCUGGACUACCUGUGGAGGAAUCAUCCACCGACCAGCUUCCAGGGCUGCCAUUUCCGCCACUGACUCAUUCGCACAUCCUCCACUGCUCUUACGACUACUGGCACCCGCUUUAUCGAACAGUUUCCCCUAAAGCGCGCACUAUUCCUCUCACCGAGCCGUUCCUAAAGUACCUCCGCGCGGAUGGCAUCGUCCUGCCUCCAGGUGAAACCAACAGCACCUCCGCCGAGGACGACAACCUUGGCGGAUUCUCCGACGAAGAUGAGGACGAGGAACCCGACCCGUCAUUCGAAUGGCCGGAUGUUCACUCUCGUGUCAAAUCGACGAUCGCGGAGCUAGGAGGGAAGGUGACACCAAAGUUGAACUGGAGUGCACCCAAGGACGCAACGUGGAUCUCCGCAACGAACGAUCUCCAGUGCACUUCGGCGAAUGACGUUUACCUGCUGCUGAAGAGCAGUAAUUUCAUCACACACGAUCUAGAACAUCCAUUCGACGGGUGUGUGUCCGACGAGGGUUCAGCGAACUCGCCGCCGGCCAUCCCCUAUCAUCUCGUACUACGCAAAUACUUCAACCUCAACCCAUCUCUAGAAUUCCGAUGCUUCGUGCGCAAUCGUGUGCUGCUGUGUAUUUCCCAACGUGACCAGAACCACUUUGAUUUCUUGUUUCCAAUGCGCGACGUCCUCCGGUCCCGCAUCCAGUCGUUCUUCGACGACAAGCUCAAAGAUACCUUUCCGGACGCAAGUUUUGUCUUUGACGUCUACAUUCCACCUCCGCAUGAGCGUGUCUGGCUGAUCGAUAUCAAUCCCUGGGCGGAUCGGACCGACCCCAUCCUCUUCAGCUGGCUGGAAAUAUUGCAAAUGCCGGAUCCAGUAGGCAUUGUCGAGGAGGAUGAGGAUGGUGCAGAGGAUCAAUUUGUUCGACUGUCUCUUAACCCGGACGGUACCGCCAGCGUGGUGGCUCAUGGCUCCGAGCAGCUAGACACUGAGAGUGAGCCCGAUUCUGAAGACGAGGGCGAAGACCCAGCACCCCUUCUUGCCGAGUUCCGGCUCAUCAAGAAGGAUGACCCAGAGGCCUAUGCAUUCAAUAGCCCGCAGUAUUCGGCACACAAGCUUCCUCGGGAAGUGGUGGAUGCGUCGCUGGCCGGAACAGGGGGGAUGCAGGAGUUUAUGGGCAAAUGGCAGGACAUCCUAGCCAAACGGAUCCAAGAAGACCAGGAUGCAAGUAGUGAUGAUGAUUGA
Messenger RNA from Penicilliopsis zonata CBS 506.65, 1257 nucleotides. RefSeq lists its product as hypothetical. Bases 1 to 1257 code for a protein of 418 amino acids. The record is from RefSeq and is a predicted model, not a curated record. Gene Ontology annotation, cellular component: cytoplasm. The transcript is spliced from 2 exons. NCBI's taxonomy places the organism in Eukaryota, Fungi, Ascomycota, Eurotiomycetes, Eurotiales, Aspergillaceae.